Molecule: messenger RNA, 858 nt
Organism: Meleagris gallopavo (turkey)
Lineage: Eukaryota; Metazoa; Chordata; Aves; Galliformes; Phasianidae
Source: RefSeq, a predicted model, not a curated record
AUGUGGAGAAAAAGAAGCUUGAAGAGCAGUGGGAAGUUGGCCAGGGGAGCAGCUACUGCUCGGGGAAAGGCUGGGCAUGGGUUGGGACCCAAGGAGUUUAAAAAGGACAAAGAAGCAGUGGAGGGUGUGUCUGUGGGAGCUAUUCUUUCUGACUACCAGAGAGUUCGAGUUGAAGAUGUAUGCAGAAGACUUAAUCUUCAACCUUUAGCUUACCUUUGGCGUCGGAGGGAAGAAAUAUUGCUUAAAGAAAUGAUAUCAUCUAACAUUGAAGCCAUAAUCAUAAAAGUGGCAGCUUUUGGUUUAGAUCCAGAUAAGCAUCUUGGAAAAACAUUGGAUCAAAUGGAGCCUUAUCUUUUGGAGGUUUCUGAGAAAUAUGGUGUCCACAUUUGCGGAGAAGGUGGAGAAUAUGAAACAUUCACUCUGGACUGCCCUCUAUUUAAGAAGAAAAUAGUUGUAGAUUCGGCAGAAGUGGUUAUGCAUUCAGCUGAUGCAUUUGCACCUGUGGCCUACCUUCAUUUUCUGAAAAUGCACCUGGAGAAUAAGGAGAAAUCUUCAGAUACAUUUCUGGCCAAUAGCUGCUCUUGUGAAGUAAUCUGCAACAAUAGUGAUAUUUUACCUUCUUCAGAACUGGAUGAAAAACAGAAUAUCAGUCCAAUCAUCUGGAAGGCUUUGAAACAAAAUUCUUUGGAUUUCAGUAAGACAUUUGGAAGUUCAGGGAGAUCUGUGUCUGGUUACCAAUGGUUUUCAUGCAUCACUGCACACUUUCAUCCAUCAAAAGACAAAAAUGCUCAAGAGGCAGCAAGGGAAGCAUUUUCGUCUCUCCAAGGUGAUUUUUUCAGAUAAUCCAUUAUCAGCUAC